AUGAAAUGGAGAACACGAGCCUGUCACGAGGUGCAAACGGAUGGUGAACUAGAUGAUCUUAAACUUCAUGAUAGUCUAUCAUUGAUGCUCGAUGUUCAUAUUGGUACAUGGAUUGCUGGUCUUCUAUCACUUUUAUCACUGGGAGCCGCUAUUUCAUGGCCAUAUGUAAAAUUAAAUGGAAAUUUUUCAUCACAUUUAUUAGAAAUGAAAAGUACAAAUGAUUAUAUUAUCGUUAAUUUUUUUGUAUUUUGUUCUUAUACAUUUCAAUAUAUGAUGACAGCUGGUAUUCUCGAAUAUACAAAUCCAAAAGGAUUUGCAUCGAAAAAUUUGAACGAUGAAGAGCGAAAUCGAAGAAAACGACAAAUAAGGAAAGAAUUAGGUUUAGGAAUUGUGGCCAUGAUAAUUAAUACAACGUAUGCUGUAAAUUGGAUGUAUUUUGUUGAACCAUAUUUAUGGUAUUCUGAUUUUUUUGUUAAACGUUCCUAUUCUCUAAUGUGGUUUCUAUUAAAUGUUAUUGUCUAUGGUCUAGUAUUUGACACAUGGUUUUAUUGGACACAUCGGGCAUUACACGAAUCAUCUUAUCUAUGGGAUAAAAUUCACGUUGUCCAUCAUGCAUUCAAAGCUCCAUCGGCAUUUUGUCAAGAUGCUGUACAUCCACUCGAAGGUUUAGUACAAGGAGCCAUGGGACAUUAUGUGGCAGCCAUCUUCUUUCCAUUUCAUCCAAUUGCUUUAGCAUUCUUCGGAUUAUUCACGUCCUGUUAUGCAAUUGCUGCACAUGAUGGCCGAAUUGGUGAUUUGAAUCAUCAUUAUGCUCAUCAUUCAAAAGGGAAGGGACGUUUACAUAAUUUUAAUUAUGGACUGUAUUGGCCUUUAUGGGACUGGAUAUGCAAUACAAGGUAUAAUGAUCGAAAAGAUGAACCAGUGACAAAAUCUAUUAAAAAUCAAGAAUGA
Didymodactylos carnosus is the source of this 951-nucleotide messenger RNA. Lineage: Eukaryota; Metazoa; Rotifera; Eurotatoria; Philodinida; Philodinidae. The record is from the annotation of a GenBank genome assembly.